AUGUGUUGCAGGUCGAUGUUGCUGACCUUCCACCACCUCAUCCCAAAGGACGUGCACCCCACCUACCUGGGCAAGCGCCUACCCCGCGGGGUGGAGGCCCCGUGCGCGUGCCCCACGAGGGCAUUCCUCAACACCUACGGCCUCAUGAUUUGCCGACCGUGCCACAACACCGUGCACAAGAUCGCAGAUAAUGGGGUCCUCGCGACCGAGUACAACACGUUGGCGAAGCUCAUGGAGCACCCCAACGUCCAGAGCUGGGUGGAGUAUGCAAAGAAACAACGGGCCACGAAGCGAUCUGGAAGAUAG
Messenger RNA from Prorocentrum cordatum, 306 nucleotides. The record is from the annotation of a GenBank genome assembly. Lineage: Eukaryota; Dinophyceae; Prorocentrales; Prorocentraceae.